AGGUUCUAAACAGUUUCCGUUCAUUUCCGGUAUUUAGAGAUCUAGUAAAUAAAAACAACAUGGCAAGCAUGAACAGCGAGACAGAUGAUGAUGAUUAUGAUUAUAGUUCAGAAAACUCAGCAGGAGAUAGACUUUCAGACUUAGAAGAUGACAGACAUUCUGACAUAGGUACAGAAGGAAAUCCACAAGAAAAUGUUGAAGAAAAAUCUGGAAUGGCCAGUGUUGUGGCUAGAAUCUUAUCUAAAGACAUUUCCAAAAGCAAUAGAGUGUUGCUUGCAAAGGGAAAGACAAAUAAAGAAAUAUUGAAAGAUAUAUCAGACAGAAAAAGACUAAGGGAAGAAACUAAGGAUGGAGAUGGCCUUACAAAACCAAAGAAUUCAAAAAAGAUAGAAAAAAGAAGUGAAUUUUUUAAAGAAGAGAAGAGGAAAAUAUGGGAAUCAAUGGGAAGAAAAAAGCCAUCAGUACUUGAUAAUCCAAGAGAGGUUAGGUUGAGAAAAAUUGCCACACAAGGUAUGGUUCAGUUAUUCAGAUCUGUAAAUGAACACCAAAAGUUGAUGAAAGAAAAGUUAUCUUCAGUGGGGCCUUCAGAACGAAAAAAGGACAUGGUCAUGUCAGAGUUUACAAAAGGAAAAUUUCUUGAUCGUUUGAAGGGAAAAAGCCCCCAGAUUAUGGAUAAUGAUGAUGAAAAGAAAGGCAAAUGGAAAAUUUUACAAGAUGAUUUUAUGUUAGGUGCAAAGAUGAAAGAUUGGGACAAAGAUGAUAAUAGUGAUGGAGAUGCCAAUGAAGAGUCCAUGGAAGACGAUGAUUUAUCAGAUGAUAAUUAAGUUUUUUAUUAAAACAAAGUAUAAAAUAA
Molecule: messenger RNA, 853 nt
Organism: Physella acuta
Lineage: Eukaryota; Metazoa; Mollusca; Gastropoda; Physidae
Product: RRP15-like protein
Biological process (GO): maturation of 5.8S rRNA; maturation of LSU-rRNA
Cellular component (GO): preribosome, large subunit precursor
Source: RefSeq, a predicted model, not a curated record